Echinostoma caproni is the source of this 906-nucleotide messenger RNA. Lineage: Eukaryota; Metazoa; Platyhelminthes; Trematoda; Plagiorchiida; Echinostomatidae. The record is from the annotation of a GenBank genome assembly.
AUGAAGCAACCUGCAACAGAACUAUUGUCUGCAACAAGUGCAUCGAACGAGAUCGACAUAAAGCUGGAAACGGCUACUUGCGACGAGCCUUUAUUGAAAAGCUCUACCGGUGAAAUCAUCCCGUCUACUUCGUUGACUGUGUUUUGUUCACAUGAUCCGGCCACCGGUCAAAUUUUGUUCACUCGACCCGAGGAUGGAUUAAUGAUUGUCAAACCCAGUCCGCACUACCCCGGUUCUGGUUUCAUUGUUCAGCACGCGGAUGGAACAAGACAAACACUACAAAUAUACACAACGCACUCAAAAGGUGGACAGGUGAACGUUCUGUCCGAUGGUUCAAUUUUCUACAGCUCUCCUUUAUCAAAACUUUCGUUGUCAAACCCUUCCCGUAAUCCCAUGGUGGUUGCUUACGGGAUGCGCAGUGACGGGGUUUCCAGCCUUUUGGAAGCGGUUGAUCCACAGGGAAACGCGUUCACGGUAGACGCGUUAGCAAAUUGCAAUGUUAUGCUUACCGUUAAAGAGGAACCACCAGAUUUAUCACCUGACCAAGAUCCGAAUCCCAUGAACACGGAUAAUAACACGGUUCCGGUCUAUGAGUUUGUGAAAAUAGACGAACACAUUCCAAUGCUGUUUCACAUUAAUCCGCAGCGUCAGGAAGCAAAACAACUAUUACGGAUUACCGAUGUUACCGAAUUGUUCUCUGGCGCCAGACAAGUAUCAACCACACCGUCAGAAUGGGCAUUUAUACCGUUCCAGAAAUCGCUAGCUGCGCUAGGCACCAGUGGUGCACAUAUGGAACCCACCUGUUCAUUUAAGCAGGACACCAAGUCGGACGGUUUGGAUGCAACUGAAGAAGAUUACCCAUUAUUUGUUCAAGAAUCGCUCCAAAACGAUUCAAAGGUAGGCUAA